This is a messenger RNA of Neurospora tetrasperma FGSC 2508, 744 nucleotides long. RefSeq lists its product as uncharacterized. The record is from RefSeq and is a predicted model, not a curated record. The transcript is spliced from 2 exons. The coding region runs from base 1 to 744 and encodes 247 amino acids. NCBI's taxonomy places the organism in Eukaryota, Fungi, Ascomycota, Sordariomycetes, Sordariales, Sordariaceae. Gene Ontology annotation, molecular function: acyltransferase activity, transferring groups other than amino-acyl groups.
AUGCCAGCCAUCCUUGACGACCCCUCAGCCGGAACAAUUUACCGCGUCUCUGGAGCGGCUCCCUAUCCAGACCCUGCUCAUCCUUCUUUUCCGCCCACCAUUGUCCCUCGCCAUGUGACUCUGCGGGAUCGCCAGACGGUGGCUACCGUCGUCCCCUUUGCCUCGCGCCAUCAGGUGCCCAAUUCCCUGCUGCACUAUCUCCAUGAUCAGUUCAACAAGGAAAUCGAGGGUGGUGAUACGUACCCCAUGUUGGACGCCAUGCCCUUCGACAAGUUUGCCGACUACUGGUUCCAAAACUUCGCUGGUGUCAUGCUCCUCGGCCAGAUCGAGCGCGGCGAGGACAUUGUCGACAACAAGAACUGGUCGACAGAGUGCUUGGGCACCUUCUACAUCAAGCCCAACUACCCUGGCCGCAGUAGCCACAUCUGCAAUGCUGGCUUCAUCGUGACGGAUGCCUCCCGUAACCGCGGCGUCGGGCGUCUCAUGGGUGAGACCUACUUGGACUGGGCACCCAAGCUGGGCUAUACGUACUCAGUCUUCAACCUCGUGUACGAGACCAACGUGGCGUCGUGCAAGAUCUGGGACGGCUUGGGCUUCAAGCGCAUCGGCCGUGUCAAGGGGGCCGGCAACCUCAAGAGUUACCCAGACCGUCUGGUGGACGCCAUCAUCUUUGGGCGGGACUUGGGCGACGCGGCAGGUAACGAAGAACUUCGCCGCGACUCACUACAAGCUGGUCGACGGUGA